GCUAUUCUACAAAGGAUAUCAGCCAAUCAGAGCUUAGUUCAGAGAAUGACCUAUGACCUCUGCAGGUGCUGGUUUGAUGCCUGCUGCUGAUCUCAGAGGAUCAGCUUCUAUAUUUACCUCAGAUUAACAGACGGGAAGCACGCAGACACACAACAGACAGCAGUCCCACGCAGACAAACAGCGGCUCUACACAGAUACACAGCAGAUCCACACACGAACACACACACACACACACAAACACACACACACUGGGAGGCAGAGAGCAUGUCAGGGACCGGCACUGCACCAGGCAGUGCCCUCUGGAGGAACCACAGCUUCAUUCUGGGAGGAGGCCGAGACCCUCCUCUGUCCGACCAGGGAGAGACCAUCAUCGGAGUGUACCUGCUUCUGCUGGGAUGGAUGUCCUGGUUCGGAAACAGCAUUGUCCUCUUCAUCCUGUACAGACAGAGAGCGUCGCUGCAGCCCACUGACUACCUGACCUUCAACCUGGCCAUCUCUGAUGCCAGUAUCUCAGUAUUUGGCUACUCCAGAGGAAUCAUUGAGAUUUUCAACGUUUUCCAAGACAGCGGCUACCUCAUUUCCUCUAUCUGGACCUGUGAGGUAGACGGCUUCUUCACACUGGUGUUCGGUCUGAGCAGCAUCAACACGCUGACAGUAAUCAGCAUCACACGCUUCAUUAAAGGAUGCCACCCAAGCCAGGCACGUCACAUCAGCAAGAGCAGUGUGUUGGUGUGUUUGUUGCUGAUCUGGAUCGCGGCUGGUUUCUGGUCUGGGGCGCCUCUUUUCGGCUGGGGAAGUUACACAGAUCGGGGAUACGGGACCUGUGAGAUUGAUUGGGCCAAAGCCAACUACUCCAGCGUCUACAGAUCCUACAUAAUCUCCAUCUUCGUCUUCUGCUUCUUCGUGCCUGUCCUCAUCAUGCUCUUCUGCUACGUGUCCAUCAUCAACACGGUAAAGCGAGGAAAUGCUUUGUCAGCAGAGGGCGACCUGACCGACCGCCAGAGGAAAAUUGAAAGGGAUGUCACCAUUGUGUCCAUAGUAAUUUGUACUGCCUUCAUCCUGGCCUGGUCUCCGUACGCCGUGGUCUCCAUGUGGUCAGCUUGUGGCUUCCAUGUGCCGAACCUGACAAGUAUCUUCACUCGCCUGUUCGCAAAGUCUGCCAGCUUCUACAACCCGCUCAUCUAUUUCGGACUGAGCUCCAAGUUCCGUAAAGAUGUGGCGGUGCUGCUGCCAUGCACCCGCGAUGCCAAAGAAACCGUGAAGCUGAAGCGGUUCAAGCCCAAGGCCGACGGCCGACAAGCCAGGCUCAAAGUCCCACUGAACUUCAGUGAGAAGAAGUACUCUCCUGAGUACCAGCCCUACCCGGCCCCGCCCUCAGAAAUGGCGAUAUGCAGCCCAGUCUCCACACCACACCCAAACGUCAACGAGGUGUUCUACAUCGAUGAGCCACCCCGCUUUGAGACCGGCUCGGAGUUUGAAUGUGAGAGACUGUGACAGAAGCAGGCGUUCCGAACACUUCCUCUAGCUCUGGUUUUAGUUUCAGAAUGUAGAAUCUCUGUACAAAAACAUGUGAAUGAACCAAUUCUAUUCAGACCGAAUCUGUAAGAAAGUAUUUUAGGUUUUUUUUGUAUUUCUCUGAUGGCCUGCAAACUUCUACCAAAAAAA
Salarias fasciatus (jewelled blenny) is the source of this 1665-nucleotide messenger RNA. RefSeq names its product opsin-5-like. The record is from RefSeq and is a predicted model, not a curated record. The coding region runs from base 265 to 1494 and encodes 409 amino acids. Lineage: Eukaryota; Metazoa; Chordata; Actinopteri; Blenniiformes; Blenniidae. The transcript is spliced from 6 exons. Gene Ontology annotation, biological process: G protein-coupled receptor signaling pathway. Gene Ontology annotation, cellular component: membrane. Gene Ontology annotation, molecular function: G protein-coupled receptor activity.